AUGGAGAAACACCUCGGAAACGACAAGGAUCUUUUGGGGAUCCAUUCCUAUGAUUUUCCGCAGAAAGGACAGUUAUUCUCUGAGCUCAUAAGCACUAGCCUCAGCAACAGCAUUAGUUGUACUUCUCUCACAAAUGUGCAACAAGAAGAUUCUUAUUUUGGCCUGAAUCAGAGCAAAAGACGGAAACUAGAAUCAUCAACAAUCUCAAGCUUCUUCUUUCCGCAGGCGGAGACACUAACACUUCUUAAUCCUCCCCUGUGGAUUGAUGAAGACGUUGUAGGGAAUUGGAAGAAACCUCAAGAAGAAGGAGUGAAGAAGAAGAAAAGAGCAAAGGCAGGAGAAAGCAGGAAACCGAGGCCUAAAGACAGGCAGAUGAUACAAGACCGUAUCAAGGAGCUACGAGGGAUGAUUCCAAACGGAGCAAAGUGUAGCAUUGAUACGUUGCUUGAUCUGACGAUAAGACACAUGGUGUUCAUGCAAAGCAUCGCCAAGUACGCUGACAAACUCAAACAACCAUACCAGCCUAAGCUGGUGAAGGAGAAGGAGAGAACAUGGGCGUUGGAAGUUGGGGAUGAUGAUGAGUCGGUGGUAUGUCCGAUCAUCGUGGAGGAUUUGAAGCCGCAAGGACAAAUGCAGAUAGAGAUGGUGUGCCAGGAAAAUGGGGAUGAGUUUCUUGAGAUUGCACAUGUGGUGAGAGGUCUAGGUUUGAACAUUUUGAAAGGAGUCAUGGAAACGAGACAGGGAAGGAUAUGGGCACACUUGAUCGUCGAGGCAAAGCCACACAUCACUAGGCUUCAACUCUUCUACUCACUUGUUCACCUCUUUCAACAACAAAACCCACGAAACUCCUUUGAGCACCAAACAUGA
This is a messenger RNA of Brassica oleracea var. oleracea, 867 nucleotides long. Its product is annotated as transcription factor bHLH157-like. The transcript has 4 exons. Gene Ontology annotation, molecular function: protein dimerization activity; DNA-binding transcription factor activity. Gene Ontology annotation, biological process: regulation of DNA-templated transcription. The record is from RefSeq and is a predicted model, not a curated record. Bases 1 to 867 code for a protein of 288 amino acids. NCBI's taxonomy places the organism in Eukaryota, Viridiplantae, Streptophyta, Magnoliopsida, Brassicales, Brassicaceae.